AUGCCGAAAAAAGAACCAAUUCACGGCUUAUUUGCCGUUAAUAAACCUAGCGGAAAAGCAGUUAAGCAAGUUUUACAACAUAUAAAUCAUACAUUUCGCCUACAUGCUGAAAGAACUCGACCAGAGAUGACAAGAAGACAAGUAGUAUCUUUAGGUACUUGUUUUACCCAAACAAAAUAUUGGAGUUCAGGAGUAUGUGUUGUCGGAGUAAAUCAGGGUUGUAGAUACUUGAAAUCUCAAGAAAAAAUGAAUGAGAGAUAUCAUGCAACAGGAAUAUUAGGAUUCUCUACUAGCACCAAAGACAUUGUUGGUGAAGUAAUUGAUACAGCAUCGUCAUCACAUAUAACACGUCAACAAAUAUUAAACAUCCUGCCAAUAUUUCAAGGAAAAAUAUAUCAAGAAGAAUUCAAGAUACCAGAAACACAACCAUUUGUUAGACCACCAUUUAUUAAAGAUUUUGGUUUGUUGUCAAAACGACAGAAAAAAAAAAUUAUAAACCAAAAUUAUAGAACACCACCAACCACACCGACAACACCAAGAGUUGAAAUACAAAGUCAAAAAAUUAUUCAUUCAGUGAAAUUAUUGGAGUUUACAAAAGUACAUAAAUACAAACCACCGAUCCUAAUCAACACUUUGAAACCUACGGACGCUUUGAAUUUUGAUUUUGGUCAUUCUCAAACAUUAGAAACAUCAGAAACAUCAGGAAUAUCUGAAAAGGAUAUGUUAGAUACAUUAGGGUUUCCAGAUGAAUCAACACCUAUCAACACAUCGUUAAAUACUUUAAUCAAUUUAUUAGGUAAAUCCGAUAAUCAUCCUAUUUUUAAAAUUGAUGUUGAAUGUAGUUCGGACGCGCCGAUUGGUCACUUAAUUGAUGAUAUUGGACAUAGAUUAGGUAGUGUAGCAUUUUUAACGGAACUAGAAAGAGUCAGGCAAGGAGAUUUUGAGUUAUAUAAUGAUACACUCGAGUGGGAAGAAUUAGAAAGAUUUGAUAAUAUAUACGAUGCACUUAAUGAUUGGAUUAGGAAAGUUAGAAAUAAGGAACUUGAACUCGGGUGA
Molecule: messenger RNA, 1056 nt
Organism: Dentiscutata erythropus
Lineage: Eukaryota; Fungi; Glomeromycota; Glomeromycetes; Diversisporales; Gigasporaceae
Source: the annotation of a GenBank genome assembly